AUGAACGAACCACAACUUAUUGUGUCGCGCUUUACAGAGCUUGUUGAAAGUGGGAAACCUGAUCUCGCCCUCAACUAUUUGAGCCCAGAUAUUAUUUACAAUUCCUGGAUGGGUGUUAUUGAAGGGAAGGAUAAUGUUAUUAAUUUUUUGCGAGAUAACAUACGUUUUUCGCACCAUAGGAGAAAUUAUGAACGUUGGAGAGUUGUGCAGCACUCCCUAGAAGCCUGCCUUUGGGAUGCUGGCGCUAAUCGAAGACCGAUUUUCAACCAUAACGGCUACGAUCCCCAUGGGACUGCCACUUUUGAGCGAAACGGGACACUUUUCGCUCGGCCUGGGGCUCUUUCGGAGCGCAUUUAUGUCAAAGAGACGGUUGUUGUUAAAGAUGGUUUGAUUAUUUUGGUUAACGUGUCGAAGCGGCUCUAA
Molecule: messenger RNA, 423 nt
Organism: Phytomonas sp. Hart1
Lineage: Eukaryota; Euglenozoa; Kinetoplastea; Trypanosomatida; Trypanosomatidae
Source: the annotation of a GenBank genome assembly